GUCCCUCCCAGACGAGAGCAGCACAGGCGGUGCCUCGCGACCGAGGAGCCAUGGACGGCAGCGGCCCCUUCAGCUGCCCCAUCUGCCUGGAGUCGCUCCGGGAGCCAGUGACGCUGCCCUGCGGCCACAACUUCUGCCUCGCCUGCCUGGGCGCGCUUUGGCCGCACCGCGGCGCGGGUGGCGCCGGCGGGCCGGGAGGCACGGCCCGCUGCCCGCUGUGCCAGGAGCCCUUCCCCGACGGCCUGCAGCUCCGCAAGAACCACACGCUGUCUGAGUUGCUGCAGCUCCGCCAGGGCUCCGGCCCGGGGCCCGGCCCCGGCCCGGCCCGGACCCCCGAGCCGGUGGCGCCCAGUGCGCCGCCCAGUGCGCCGCCCAGCGCCCCGGAGCCGUUGGCUCCCUGUGCGCCGGAGCCGUGGCCGGCGGGCGAAGAGCCGGUGCGCUGCGACGCGUGCCCCGAGGGCGCCGCCCUACCCGCCGCGCUCUCCUGCCUCUCCUGCUUCGCCUCCUUCUGCCCCGCGCACCUAGGCCCGCACGAGCGCAGCCCCGCGCUGCGCGGACACCGCCUGGUGCCGCCGCUGCGCCGGCUGGAGGAGAGCCUGUGCCCGCGCCACCUGCGGCCGCUCGAGCGCUACUGCCGCGCGGAGCGAGUGUGCCUGUGUGAGGCCUGUGCCGCCCAGGAGCACCGGGGCCACGAACUCGUGUCGCUGGAGCAGGAGCGCGCGCUCCAGGAGGCCGAGCAGCCCAAAGUCCUGAGCGCUGUGGAGGACCGCAUGGACGAGCUGGGCGCGGGCAUCGCACAGUCCCGGCGCACGGUGGCCCUCAUCAAGAGUGCAGCCGUGGCAGAGCGGGAAAGGGUGAGCCGGCUGUUUGCCGAGGCUGCAGCCGUCCUGCAGGGGUUUCAGGCAGAGGUGCUGUCCUUCAUUGACGAGGGGGAGGCGACCAUGCUGGGCCGCUCCCAGGGCGACCUGCGGCGGCAGGAGGGACAGCGCAGCCGGCUCAGCCGGGCCCGCCGCAACCUCGGUCAGGUCCCUGAAGCCGACUCGGUCAGCUUCCUGCAGGAGCUCCUGGAGCUCAGGCUGGCCCUGGAGGAGGGGUGCGGCCCUGGGCCCGGGCCCCCAAGGGAGCUCAGCUUCACCAAGUCAUCCCAGGCCGUGCAGGUGGUACGAGAUGGCCUGGCUUCAGCCUGCACCAGCCAGUGGGAGCAGCUGCAGGGGCUGGGCAGCGACGAGGAUGGGCUGCAGAAGCCAGGCACGGAAGCAGAUGCUGAGUCCCAGGACCCCGAAAGCGCCAACAGCCUGGAGAGUGAGGCUCCCAGGGAUUACUUCCUCAAGUUUGCGUACAUCGUGGACCUGGACAGCGACACGGCAGACAAGUUCCUGCAGCUGUUUGGAACCAAGGGUGUGAAGAGGGUGCUGUGUCCCAUCAACUACCCCGAGUCGCCCACCCGCUUCACCCACUGCGAGCAGGUGCUGGGCGAGGGCGCCCUGGACCGGGGCACCUACUACUGGGAGGUGGAGAUCAUUGAGGGCUGGGUCAGCGUGGGAGUCAUGGCUGAAGACUUCUCCCCGCAAGAGCCCUACGACCGGGGCCGGCUUGGACGCAAUGCUCACUCCUGCUGCCUGCAGUGGAACGGACGCAGCUUCUCCGUCUGGUUCCACGGGCUGGAGUUGCUCCUGCCCCACCCCUUCUCGCCCACCGUCGGGAUCUGCCUGGAAUAUGCUGACCGAACCCUGGCCUUCUAUGCCGUGCGGGAUGGCAAGAUGAGCCUUCUGCGGAGGCUGAAGACCUCCCGGGCCCGCCGGAGUGGCUCCCCAGCCUCCCCGGUUGACCCCUUCCAGAGCCGCCUGGACAGCCACUUUGCGGGGCUCUUCACACACAGGCUCAAGCCCGCCUUCUUCCUGGAGAGCGUGGAUGCCCAUCUGCAGAUCGGGCCCCUCAAGAAGUCCUGCAUAUCCGUGCUGAAGAGGAGGUGAUGCAGGGGGCACGGGGCCUCCUCCCGCUGCGGUCGCAGCUCCUGGGAAGCUUGCUUCUCUGCACUCCUGCUUUGCCCCAGGGAAGACACCAGCCUUGGAGUCCCACACAUUCCCCAGGCUUCUCAUUUCUAGAGGCCUCCACCUUCCAUAUACAAGGCCUUCCACCUCUCAGGGAGGAGGCUCCCCAGACCCUGUCCCCCUGCAGGCCUUGUUUCUGGGAGAAGGGUUACCCCGACCCCUCCUCUCCCAGGUUCUUGGGACAGUGCCUGGCACAUCGUAGGUGCUCAAUAAACAAUUGUCGAAUGAA
Molecule: messenger RNA, 2280 nt
Organism: Lagenorhynchus albirostris (white-beaked dolphin)
Lineage: Eukaryota; Metazoa; Chordata; Mammalia; Artiodactyla; Delphinidae
Gene: TRIM47
Product: tripartite motif containing 47
Exons: 6
Coding region: 51-1973 (640 amino acids)
Molecular function (GO): protein binding; zinc ion binding
Source: RefSeq, a predicted model, not a curated record